This is a messenger RNA of Apodemus sylvaticus (European woodmouse), 2368 nucleotides long. It is a transcript of the gene Esm1, whose product is annotated as endothelial cell specific molecule 1. The coding region runs from base 258 to 812 and encodes 184 amino acids. The record is from RefSeq and is a predicted model, not a curated record. Gene Ontology annotation, cellular component: extracellular region. NCBI's taxonomy places the organism in Eukaryota, Metazoa, Chordata, Mammalia, Rodentia, Muridae. The transcript has 3 exons.
CUUUUCAAUUCCUGGAUGGCAGCGGCGUGUUAAUCCAGCCUUCAUCCUGGAUUUCAUAAACUAAAACAAGAGAGGCUGGCAGGAGCACAGCGCUGCUGCUGGGUUGAGGAAAUUGAUGACGGCGAAGCAUGCGGGCAACACAGUGUAUAAAACUCAUAAACGUGUAGGCAGAAGCUCAGCUACUACUUUGGACGGCUUGCUUUCCCGCCAGCAAAGACCAGGACGGCAGGGAGCUGAGCGGGAGCCAGCUGCGAGCCAUGAAGAGCCUUUUGUUGCUGACCACACUCCUGGUACCUCUGCACCUGGGCAUGGCCUGGAGCGCCAAAUAUGCGGUGGAUUGCCCGGAACAUUGUGACAAGACUGAGUGCAGAAGCAGCCUGCGGUGCAAGAGGACAGUGCUAGAUGACUGUGGCUGCUGUCAGGUGUGCGCUGCGGGGCCUGGAGAAACCUGCUACCGUACAGUCUCCGGCAUGGACGGGGUCAAGUGUGGUCCGGGGCUGAAGUGUCACUUUUACAGCGAGGAGGAUGAUUUUGGUGACGAGUUUGGUAUCUGCAAAGACUGUCCCUAUGGCACGUUCGGGAUGGAAUGCAAAGAGACUUGCAAUUGCCAGUCGGGCAUAUGUGACAGGGUGACCGGGAGAUGUCUGGACUUUCCCUUCUUCCAGUAUGCGGCAGCCAAGUCGCCCAGCAGGACGCCUGCCUCCCACACAGAGCGUGACGCAGCAUCCGGAGAUGGCAAUGCUGUGAGAGAAGAGGCUGGAGAACCGAGUGCUGCCCGGCCCUCUGUGAUGAAAUGGUUAAAGCCACGCUGAUCCUGGCGGAGAUUUGCCAAGAGAAGGCUUCACUUUAGUGACCAACAUUCAGCGAACAUUUUAAGAACCGUCUAGAAGAUAGACUGUGGACAUGUAAUUUAUGGAGAUCAAGUGUGAUUCAGAAAAAAAAAAGUAGGCUAUACACAAUCCAUAAAACACAUAUGACUGAACACUUUUAGGUAUUUGUUAAAUAUUUAAAUUCAUAUAGAUCUGUUAAGUGUGUGCCUGGGUGUGUGUGUGUGUGUGUGUUGUGUGUGUGUAUGUGUGUGGUGUGUGUGUGUGUGUGGUGUGUGUAUGUGUGUGUGUGUGUGUGGUGUGUGUGUAUGUGUGUGUGGUGUGUGUGUGUGUGUGUGGUGUGUGUGUAUGUGUGUGUGGUGUGUGUGUGUGUGGUGUGUAUGUGUGUGUGUGUGUGUGUGGUGUGUGUGUGUGUAUGUGUGUGUGGUGUGUGUGUGUGUGUGUGUGUAAUCACCAAGGAACUUAAUAUGCAAUUGAGAUGGUUUUACAGUCAAUGUGUAAUCCACUCAAAGCUGAAGAACUGGGGGUUCAUUGACUUGGGUACACGUUCUUAUUGAGAUACAGGUUGAAGAAGAGUUAGAAGUAGGAGACAGAGGGAUGGUUGUAAAGUAGGGGUUUUCAUAUUUGACUCAUCCUUGUAACAGUUUAAAAUGUUUUAUAUUGUUUUAAUUGGAGGAAGUAAAACAAGAUCAGAAAAGCCUUGAAGGAAGUGAGAUAUUGGAAGCUCACAGAAAUCUGAGCAACUGCUUUGAAUGGAAAUGCGAUUAUUCCAGCUCCUUGUAUCUGAUGGGAUGGGGCAGGCAGAGGAGGCAGAUAGAGGAAUGACUAUAUAUAUAUUCCCAUCACUAUAUUCCUGUCACUGGUUUAAACACUGUGGACCUUGAGACAGAUCUAGAAAGUAGUUUGCUUCCUGAAGGACAGAACAGGGUGAAGGUGAAUAUUUAUGUAUUUUUAUAAACAAAUCUUGUAGUUUAAAUAUUUCCAGCACCCAUGUGUUUCACCAUCUUAGAGAAAUUACCCUAAUGUUGUUGUUUAAAAUGGGUUCUCAAACACUCAUAUAUGGAAAUUGUGUUAUUAACAAUUGCACUAAUAGUAAUAAAAAUGUAGUUACUCUGGAUUUAUACAAUGUUGAAAAUUUUAAAAAAUGCUAUAUCUUGAGUGAAUUUAAAAUUUAAAUCAAAAAAUAACUUUUUAGACGGUUUGAGAAAGGAAAGUUAAUUUUCAUUAGGAAAUGUGUCAGCUUUAAGUUAUUUUCUUUUUUAUUCUUUUAAACUUGAUUGAUGAAUGGAACUGAGCUUACACCUGGAGGACCUUAGCACAAGAAGAACUGUUUUACUGCUGAUGCUGGGAGAUAUUUGCAGAGCAUUUUAUUUGGAGUGAAGAACUUAUUUAAGAAGUAUUUCCUUAUUUACUUAUAUUUUAUUCUCAAACUUUGCCAACAGAGUUGUGAAUGUACUUGUGGGAAGAUCCUUGAAUGUAAUGUUAGGUUUUGGUUUUAAAGAACAGUGUAUUAUUGUUCAAUAAAAAUGGCACAACUGUUC